Asparagus officinalis (garden asparagus) is the source of this 1771-nucleotide messenger RNA. RefSeq names its product mitochondrial import inner membrane translocase subunit TIM22-4-like. Gene Ontology annotation, biological process: protein insertion into mitochondrial inner membrane. The transcript is spliced from 4 exons. Gene Ontology annotation, molecular function: transmembrane protein transporter activity. Bases 166 to 648 code for a protein of 160 amino acids. NCBI's taxonomy places the organism in Eukaryota, Viridiplantae, Streptophyta, Magnoliopsida, Asparagales, Asparagaceae. The record is from RefSeq and is a predicted model, not a curated record. Gene Ontology annotation, cellular component: TIM22 mitochondrial import inner membrane insertion complex.
AAAAGCCGCACCCGCCCCAUUUGCGAAACCUAAAGCCUCCACAAAACCCCCCUCUUUGCUUGAAGAAGGGGGGAAAAAUUAAUAAGUUAUUGCAAAUAAGUCCAUCUAUCAAUCUCUCCUCUUCAAUUUACACCUGUAUCUUCAUAAUUCGGAGCUUAGUCAUCAAUGGCGGACUCAGAUUCGGAUCCCAAAGAGGCCCCAAAUGAAGCGGAGAAGACGGCGGUGGAGCCCAUAAGGAUGCCGACGAUGGAAGAGAUCCGAGGCCAAGACAUUUGGAACAAUUGCGCUGUUAGAAGCGUCGUUAGUGGAGUCAUGGGAGGUGGGCUUGGUUUGUUUAUGGGUCUAUUUCUUGGGGCUCUGGAUAAUCCUUUGAUGCAAGAGGAAAUGAGUGCAAAGCAGCAAUUUAUAUACACUGCAAAGCAGAUGGGAAGAAGAAGCUGGGGUUCUGCCAAGGCUUUUGCAAUUAUGGGCCUCACAUUCUCAGCUGCUGAAUGCAUUGUCGAGAAGGCACGUGCAAAACAUGAUAUGACAAAUACAGUUGUCGCCGGUUGUGUCACAGGAGGAGCUAUGUCUGCUAGAGGGUUAAUUGCGGACAUGGGCGAAGCUACUAAGGGGCCAAAUCAGCAGUGGACCCCGCUUGACAAAUGAAAUAUUGCAUGAAUAGGGGUGCUUGAUAGUUAAUAAAAUUAUAGAGAGUAAAAUGUAAUAAUAUCUAUCUCUAAACUUUCUCAUAGCUUUCGCUUUCUCGAUCCUGAAUAUAGAACAUGAUCUUCUGGUCGGUGGACCAAAGCAUGGGUUCAAAUGUGUACAAAUUUCCAUCACUAUAAAGUGAAUUGAUCAAUAUGUCUAUUGAUUUUUAUCUCAAGAGUUGAGCAACCAUUUUGAUAAUCGUAGUCUGGAUUUUCUUUUUUCAGUGACAUGUGUUGAACCACGUAACUCGUUCUCUUUGUUUGAUAAAGAAAAACUGAUUUGAUUGGUCAAUUUUUAUCCUACAUUUUUUUUCUAGAAAUAGAUUAACUAUAUCUAUCAUGUCGCUACUCAUCAUGAUUUUAUAACCUUCACUGUUCAAGUUGAAGAAAUUGGCAGUAAUCUUGCUUGUUUCAACAACAAUCGUUGAAAGAGCAUUUUCAGCAAUUGAAAAUUGUUAAGAAUGUCUUGGAAACCGAAUGAGAGACAUUUAUAUGAAUGAUUGUUGGCAACUUAUAUGAAAUAUUUUGUAGCAUUGAUGAACAAGAUGUAAUGAAAUGGUUUCAAGAACUGAAAGCAAGAAGAAUAUUAUUGUAAUACUAUAUUUUAACUUGAAUUUUGAUUUUGACAGUCUUUUUAUGUAAUGAUGUUUAAAUACUAAUCAAAUGCGCAAAAUAUUUGUGUUAUUGGGUUUGAUUAUUAAAAUUUGGACCCGUCUUGGCGAAAUUCCUGCCUCUAUGACCGACUGAAUGCAGAUGGACCCCUUGUAGUUCUAUUGUUGUAGAUAGACUCCCUUAGUGAUUUUUUUUGACUCUUUUAACCUCAGGAGGUCGAUUGUCAAAAAAUAAAAGAGAAAAAAAUCUCUUUCUAAGGUAAAAGAGUAACAAAAUUUUCACUCAAGGGGUCUAAUCGGCAUCAAUAGAAUUGCAGAGGUUCCAUCCACAAUUGGGUGAUAGUGCAGUGGUCUAUCCGCAAUUAACACUAUUUUUUAUUUACAAUUCAACACUGGAUUUUGGAAAAUUAACUGCAUUUAUUCUCAACUUCACGCCUUACCUAUACUUGUAAACAGUGAUGUCAGAAACUU